AUGACCGCCGUCGGGAGUCUCUUCCAGUUCAACCCUGUCGAUCGCUCAGCGCUGGCCAUUGCGUCCGGUCAUAAUGCGGCCUCGUCCCUCACGCAGGCGCCGCCCAUCUCACACGCCAUCUACCUCACUGUACUCCGACCGCAACCCUCUGCGGCCGUGGCGCCGGCUUGUUCGUCAUACAAUAUGACUGGUCGCCGUCAUCUGUGUGCUCUCGCCGGCUUGUUCGUUCAGGCUUCCGUCGUCAUUCCUGAUGUCAUCGCUCGGGCGCGCGCAUUCCACCACGUGCGCGACGGUGAGCCAUCUGCUGGCCAAGAGCCAAACGAGCGCUUUGGAGCACUCUAG
Molecule: messenger RNA, 342 nt
Organism: Cordyceps militaris CM01
Lineage: Eukaryota; Fungi; Ascomycota; Sordariomycetes; Hypocreales; Cordycipitaceae
Exons: 4
Coding region: 1-342 (113 amino acids)
Source: RefSeq, a predicted model, not a curated record